AAAUUACUUUUACGUACUUUUAAACGUGCGUUUGUUGUUGAUAUUAUAAUAAUUAUUAUAGUCACCUAUAACUGAUGGUAACGUCGUCAGAUUUGUCCGUGGAUUCGAAAAUAACAUCGGAAAUGCAUUCGAGUAUCGAUUAUGGGGAUAUGAUUUAAACAUAAAAUGGUGGAUAAUGUCAAUAACACGGAGCUGAAUUACGGUGAUACGCCAUAUCCGGACGAUGGAACUCCGUGGUUGGAUACACCUACGUCCAACCAGGUGUUGGGCGUCGAAGAGACCGAAGAGACGUCCACCGUACCUUCGGAAAUGAUACCCACCGGAACCGGAGGUCCAAUUGUAAUACGGACCGAAGAGGCGUUCAUUGUCAUAUGUGUAAUGAUACUAUGGGUGGCGGCCAUCGCAUUGUUCUUCAACCGAUGGGGCAAAAUUCGCAUGCUUGAACCAUACCAACCGAAAUUCCACGAAGAAGAACACCGUCCAAGCUGCCCAAUGGUCGAAUUGGCUAGUGCUUCGGGAAUCGGUCAUAGUAUAACCGGAGGGCACCGCACGUCGUUCUCCAAGUUCAACGUGAACAGUUGCCUGGAACCGUCAGCCAUUUUCCAGACGAUACAGCCGACGCAUCGGGCCCUGCAAAUCCGACCGCGGCAAAACUCCAUGUUCGCGGGCGGCGGCGCGUUGCCGGGCGCGUGUGGCCCGUCGCAGCUGACCGGCCACUGCACGCUGAUGGCCGGCCGCCCGCGGAAGGCCAAGUCGGCGGCCGACAUCAAGUCGCUGGUGCAGCACGAGUGCGGCCCCGCCCGGACCAGCCGGUCGAUGUUGCCGAUGACCGUGGGCGCGGCCGCCGUGGCCGCGGUGGCCGAGCGCCGGGUGUCGUGCGCCGCGCCCACGACCAACUCGUCAUUCGGUGGUUACGGUUGUGGCGGCGGCGGCGGCGGCAGCGGUUACGGUUACGGUUCGCUGUCGGUGGCCGCGGUCAAGGAACGCCGGUCGUGCAGCCUGUUCCCGUCGCCCGCCUCCGCGGCCGUCGCGUCCGACAAACGUUUCUUCUCGUCGUCGUCGUCGUCCACAAACACGCCGCCGGCCCCGUGCCUGUGCGACGUCCCGUUCGGCCAGCCGUCGUCGUCGUGGGCGUCGGCCAAACGCGAUUUCCUCAUGACGCCGUCCACGUCGCUGGGCGGCGGUUCCGGUUUCGGCGGCGGCGGCAUUGCGGGCGGCCGGCGCACGUCGUGUGGCAUGGACCACCUGUGCCCGACGUCCAUAACGCUGAAGGACCGCCGGCCGUCGUUCAACAACGUCAUCGCUCAGGUGACCGCCGAACGCCGCCCGUCGUCCAGCAUGCUCAGGAUCAGCAACGUUUAAUGCGGCGCAGUGCCAACUCUGCGGCAAAUGUCGUGGUUCGCGAUAUCAUAAUACUAUUGUAAUAUUAUCGUUAUUGUUAUGGUGUUGCGUGUACCAUUGCACGUGCAGCCGACCGUCCACAGCACGUAUAUUGUUAAGAUGCAGGUCGACUUACGAAAAAAAAAGUUUCUUUUUUUUCGGUCUUAGAGAAAAAAUGCCUAUACGUAUAUUACGCUCGACGCCGUACGACUUUAAUAUAAAAAUUAUAACUCAAAAUUAUUUUUAUCCCCCCCCCCCCGGAAUCCGAGUUAUCGAGAGUCGACCGUAUAUAUUAUAAUAAUAUAUCUAUUAUAAUACAUUAUCAUUAAUUAAUAUACUGUUUUCGUUUUUAAAGAUAAGUCUACGCACGCAUAUGUUUUAUGCAUUGAAUGAUAUUAUAGCCUCGUGACCUACGUUGGUUUGCUUUAAAUUAUAAUUGUAUGUAUGAUAUAUACAUGGUAUUGAAAUAUUAUGUCAUGUGUACCUAUAAAAUAUAUUAUUAUUAUUAAAAGUUGUAAAA
Messenger RNA from Rhopalosiphum maidis (corn leaf aphid), 1900 nucleotides. RefSeq lists its product as uncharacterized. The transcript has 4 exons. The record is from RefSeq and is a predicted model, not a curated record. NCBI's taxonomy places the organism in Eukaryota, Metazoa, Arthropoda, Insecta, Hemiptera, Aphididae. Bases 166 to 1362 code for a protein of 398 amino acids.